AUGAACCAUGACAGUGACAUCAAGUCAUGGUCUGAUCUUCCAAUUGAUAUACAAAGCGAGAUAACGAGACAUCUAUAUUUCAACGAUCAAAUCCGUUUUCGGGCUGUCUGUAAAGGUUGGCGACAGAAUACUUAUGCUUUCAAAUCUGCAGAUCAAUUGCCUUGGUUAUUUGCUUAUGAGUACAACCGAUAUGAUUGGGUAAGUGGCUUUUGUUAUCUCUACAACCCUUCUAACAAAACAAAGUAUAAGAUUAAACAGAAGUUACCAUUUGAAUCAAGGUUUCAUGAUUCAAGAUAUGGUUGGAUUCUUAUAUCCAAAGUAGAAGAGAAUGAUUAUGCUCGUAGUUUACUCUUCUUCUAUAAUCCUUUUACUGAUGAAACAAUAAAACUCUCGGUAUUGGAAAUUCCUCUAUACUUUGUUAGGAGUCAGGUAAUAUUCUCAGGCGAUCCAACUUCUAAAGAGUGUGUGAUAUUUGUAGUAUUGAUAGAUCAUGGUUGGAAUGAAUGGGAAUCGAUGAGGAUUUACACAUGUAGGCCUGGAGAUACAAAAUGGUCUCUUCAUUGCUGUUUAGAAGAUUUUGGACGAGAUAUUUUUAGUUUGGCUUGUAUGGAUGGAGUCUUAUAUUGUGCUAGUAGAUUAGAAGGUGGAAAAAUUUUGUUAAGUUCCUUUCAGAUUAUAGCAAAAGAAAAGAAAAUCGUUCUCGACCCAACUGACGUUCUCUCGUUUACAAUUCCCUCAAGGGCAAUCUACGCUUGUAGACUAAUUGAGUCAGAUGGGAAUGUUUUAUUAACAUAUCCUGAAUAUGAUCAUUGUUAUGUUGCUUUUAAGGUUAAUUUUUCAGAGAAGAAGUUGGUUGCAUUUGAAAAUUCGGAGAAGAAAAUAUUGUGUAUGCCUGGGGGAAAAUGUAUAUUAGUUCCGCCAGAGAAGGUUGCAGCAAGUGAAGUAGCCAAUAUUGUACGUCAGAAUCGUCUCAUGAAGUUUAACCCUUAUUUUUAUAAGCCACCAGAAACUCAUUUUUGGUUGUGUCUACGACCUUGUGGCUGGAUCAAUAAAUCAGAGAUACCAAAUUAUGAGAGUAUUUGGAUUCAACCUCCACUACAUUUUACAAGGUAUCAGAAAAUCACUACUCCUGUCCACAGCAUUAUGAUCGGAUCUAUCAGAGUUCCAAUAAGGAUUCAACCUCCUCAACCAAGUUGGUAA
Pistacia vera is the source of this 1200-nucleotide messenger RNA. Its product is annotated as F-box protein At3g56470-like. Gene Ontology annotation, molecular function: protein binding. NCBI's taxonomy places the organism in Eukaryota, Viridiplantae, Streptophyta, Magnoliopsida, Sapindales, Anacardiaceae. The record is from RefSeq and is a predicted model, not a curated record. Bases 1 to 1200 code for a protein of 399 amino acids. The transcript has a single exon.